This is a messenger RNA of Nothoprocta perdicaria, 264 nucleotides long. It is a transcript of the gene RTKN2, whose product is annotated as rhotekin 2. The record is from RefSeq and is a predicted model, not a curated record. The coding region runs from base 1 to 252 and encodes 83 amino acids. The transcript has 4 exons. Lineage: Eukaryota; Metazoa; Chordata; Aves; Tinamiformes; Tinamidae.
AUGUAUGGAGMAGCUCUGACUGGGAUUUUGAAUCCUUCUGAACAACUGUUCAAGAUAAAAAAAAAUAGAAUUCGAACCGUGGAUAACGACUCCAAGAAAAGAACUACUAACUUUUCUGCUAUCAAGACUAGGGCUGGGGAGGCUGUGACUCAACUUUCUGCUACGGACAGGAGGGAAGAACUUGGCGAGUGGAUGGAGGCUUUCUGGCAGCACWUUCAUGACCUGAGCGAGCCAGUGGAAACAGUUUUGUGAAGAAUUUAUGAA